Lampris incognitus (smalleye Pacific opah) is the source of this 786-nucleotide messenger RNA. Its product is annotated as microfibrillar-associated protein 3-like. Lineage: Eukaryota; Metazoa; Chordata; Actinopteri; Lampriformes; Lampridae. The coding region runs from base 1 to 786 and encodes 261 amino acids. The record is from RefSeq and is a predicted model, not a curated record. The transcript has 2 exons.
AUGUGGCAGGAGAAACACCCGCUGCUGAACGGCGUGAGGCACAACACGCUCCUCCUCCUCCCUCUCCUCCUCCUGUGCGUGACGGCGGAGGAGCCCCAGGAUCUCCCCGCUGGCGGGAGCGUGGUGGUGAAGGAGGGGGCCAGCGUGUUGAUCCGGUGCAACGUGACCGGGGCCCAUCUUGGUGUCCAGUGGUACAACUCAAAGGGGCUCCUGCUGAGCGAACUGGACGAAGGCAGAAGGUGGCUGAUACAGGAGAACGGAGGCCUAAACAUUACCGUGGUCCACUUCAGCGACCGAGGCCGCUACACCUGCGUGGCCUCUGGCGCCGCUGGGACCGCCGCCUACACCGUCACACUACGCGUGGCUCACACCGACAGCGGCCUGGGUGUGUACUACAUCACAGUCUGCUUGGUGACCUUCGUCAUCACCAUGAUCCUCAACGCGGCGCGCCUUUGCAUGGUCAGCAGCCACCUGAAGGAGACGGAGCGAGCCAUCAACGAGUUCUUCCACACGGACGGUGCCGAGAAGCUCCAGAGAGCCUUCGACGUGGCCAAGCAGAUCCCCAUCAUCACCUCCACCAAGACGCUGGAGCUGGCCAAAGUCACACAGUUCAAGACCUUGGAGUUGGUCCAUCACAUCGAGGAGCUGGCGCGGAGCAUCCCGCUGCCCCCGCUCAUCCUCAACUGCCGGACCUUAGUGGAGGAGAGCGCGGAGAGGGCGCAGCCGUGGCCGGAGGCGGUGGAGCCAGGCCGGGGAGCAGCUCCUGGGAGGAUGGAGGCUGUGUAG